UGGUAACGAGAUUUCUGUUUGGGCUGCCUGUGGAUAAUGCGUGCAAAACAUGCGCGAACGAGCCGAGAAAUGGCGGACGAUUUGUUCACAAAACACCGCAAAGUUUAAAAACUCUUGCUAUUCUCUAGCAAUCUUCAGCUGGUAUCAAGCACGCAGAGUAUCUGAGCUUGAAGCCCAACUGAUGACUGAUGUCUCUUAUGGCCCAAAUUAAGAGUUUUAUGUGAUGAAAUCGUCGAUCGAGGCGAGGAAAAUAUAACGUCAAAGAAACGUUUGUAACCGAAGAAAAGCACUCACAGUUCCCUAGGAAUGGCUAGUGGCUUUGAUCCAGGCGCUUCUGACCGCCUAGAGGGGACAAAUGACAUGGUUGGGGGGUUAAUCAAGAAAGGAAGCAGUAAACAUAAAUUUAAAUUGCCCGAGAAAAGCGUUCUUGGUUUGCAGAAGCUCGCAGAGGAAAAACGAAAAUGGAAAGAAGAUAUUGAUACAUCUGACUCCAAAAAGGCAAGACUUGCUACAGGAGAAGGCUUAUCUAAAGACUUGGAUACGGACAGAUAUUUAAAGUCGGAGAAGGGCGAUAGACAAGAGAAGAAGAGACAAUAUCGAUCACAUCUUGAGGAGACGCCAUCGCAUACUGGUGGGGUUAGCGACGAAGCGCGCGAAAAGCAACUCCGUAGAAUGGAGAGAGAAAGGGAGAGCAGAAAAUACGGAGUGUAUGCCGACACCAAAGGCAAGGAUUGUGGAUAUGAUCGUAAUAGGGGAAAGGACCGUCGAGAAAACUAUGACGAUAACUACGAGGCUGAUCGAAGACCUUCUGACCGGCGUAGUGAAAGGUCGAGGUCAAGACGUGGGGAAUGGGAUGAAACCCCAUCUAGAAGUUCAAGGUCAUCAUACAGUGAGAGGUCUGGCACACCAAGCUAUCAAUCAAAAGGUAUAAGGACACCUUCAAGAAGCUCCUGGGAGGAAGACGAGAAUUCAACUCCCUCACGAUCAAAAUGGGAAAUGCCAUCUCCUGCAAGAUCUAUCAGUGAUUACAUAGCCAGCGAAAAAAGGCACUCCAGACACCCUGAUGACACACCCCGCUUCACACCAACCCACAAGUACAAUGAGUGGGCCAAUGACCGGAGAAAAACUGGAGUAACUCCAAGCUUCAAAGGCAAAAAAAGAAGAGAUGAUCAAGGAAGUGCUCGUCGUGGUGAUGAUAUUGAUGGUGAAGAUAAUGAAGACAAUUUUAUCGAUAGAGAAGAAUGGGAGGAGGAACAAAAGAGACUGGACCGUGCAUGGUAUGAUAUGGACACAGGUUACGAUGAGACGCAGAAUCCGUUUGCAGAUGUGAGUGAGGAAUACACCAAGAAAAAAGAGGAAAAGCUCAUCAAAAAGGCUGUCAAAAAAAUGUCUGCGCAGCAGCGUCAGAUCAACAAAGACAAUGACAUGUGGGAGACAAACCGAAUGUUGACGAGUGGUGUUGUCCAAAAGCUCGACGUUGACGAGGACUUUGAGGAGGAGAAUGAGGCCAAAGUCCACUUGCUUGUCCAUAAUAUUGUGCCACCUUUUUUGGAUGGACGCAUCGUGUUCACAAAGCAACCAGAGCCAGUGAUACCAUUAAAGGACCCCACGUCAGACAUGGCUAUUAUAUCGAGGAAGGGGUGCGCUGUGGUGAGACGAUUCCGUGAAGAGAAGGAGAGGAAGAAAGCCCAACAAAAACACUGGGAACUUGCAGGCACGAAGCUCGGAAACAUAUUGGGUGUGAAGGAGGAAAAGGGAGAGGAGGGAGAAGCUGUCGAGGGUGAACACCGAAAUGCCCAGAAGUUUGCCAAACACAUGAAAGACAAGUCCCAGGCUUCUAGUGACUUUGCAAGCAAGAAGUCAUUGGUCCAACAGAGACAGUACCUGCCAAUAUUUGCAGUCAGGCAAGAGCUGUUGAGCAUUGUACGAGACAAUCAGGUCGUUAUUAUUGUCGGUGAGACAGGAUCAGGGAAAACGACACAGCUAACCCAGUACAUGCACGAGGAUGGAUAUACCAAUUACGGAAUGAUUGGAUGUACACAACCCCGCCGUGUUGCCGCCAUGUCGGUAGCCAAGCGAGUCAGUGAAGAAAUGGACUGUAGUCUUGGCGAAGAGGUCGGCUAUGCUAUCCGAUUUGAGGACGUCACAUCAGACAAAACCAUGAUUAAGUACAUGACAGAUGGUAUCUUGCUGCGUGAGUCUCUGCGCGAGUCUGACCUCGACCACUACAGCGUAAUCAUCAUGGACGAGGCCCACGAGAGAUCACUCAACACAGACGUACUUUUUGGUCUGCUGAGAGACGUUGUGUCCAGAAGACGUGAUUUGAAGCUGAUCGUCACCUCAGCAACCAUGGACGCACAGAAAUUUGCAGACUUCUUUGGCAACGUGCCAACUUAUAAGAUACCUGGACGUACGUUUCCGGUUGAGAUAUUCUUCACAAGGACGGUGAUGGAGGACUACGUGGAUAGUGCUGUGAAACAGGCACUGCAGAUACACUUGACGCCCUCCAAAGGUGACAUAUUGGUAUUCAUGCCUGGACAGGAGGAUAUUGAGGUCACGUGUGAACUUAUAUCAGAACGUCUUGCCGAGGUCGAGGAGGCUCCCCCGCUUGCUGUUCUACCCAUCUACUCCCAGCUCCCCUCCGACCUGCAGGCCAAGAUCUUUCAGAAGGCUCCAGAUGGUGUUCGCAAAUGUGUCGUGGCCACUAACAUCGCGGAAACAUCUCUUACUGUUGAUGGCAUCAUGUUUGUCAUUGAUGCGGGGUACUGUAAGCUUAAAGUGUACAACCCCAAGAUCGGUAUGGAUGCACUACAAGUCUACCCCAUCAGUCAAGCUAAUGCAAACCAGCGUUCAGGCCGAGCCGGCAGAACUGGUCCAGGACAGUGCUUUCGGCUGUACACGGAGAACUCCUACAAUAGCGAACUUCUUGCCACCACUAUUCCUGAGAUUCAACGUACAAAUUUGGCGAAUGUGGUUUUAUUGCUCAAGUCUCUGGGCGUCCAGAACCUUCUAGAAUUCCACUUUAUGGAUCCACCACCACAGGAAAACAUCCUGAACUCCAUGUAUCAGCUGUGGAUUCUUGGAGCACUGGAUAACACUGGUUCCCUGACCCCUCUGGGACGACAAAUGGUAGAAUUCCCAUUGGAUCCCGCCAUGUCUAAGAUGCUGAUUGUCUCUGUGGAUAUGGGCUGUAGUGAAGAGGUUUUGACCAUCGUGUCCAUGCUUUCCGUACCCGCCAUAUUCUUUAGGCCAAAGGGACGUGAGGAAGACAGUGAUGCGGCCCGCGAGAAGUUUGCCGUCCCCGAGAGCGAUCAUCUCACCUAUCUGAACGUCUAUUUGCAGUGGAAAACCAACAAUUAUGGGGCACAGUGGAGCAGCGAGCAUUUCAUUCACGUUAAAGCAAUGCGUAAGGUGCGGGAAGUGCGUGGUCAACUUAAAGACAUCAUGGUGCAACAGAAGAUACCGCUGACAUCAUGUGGCUCAGAUUGGGACGUGAUCCGGAAGUGCAUCUGUUCGUCGUAUUUUCAUCAAGCGGCACGCCUCAAGGGCAUAGGGGAGUAUGUUAACAUGCGUACCGGCAUGCCUUGCCAUCUCCACCCCACGAGCGCACUGUUUGGCAUGGGGUACACGCCGGACUACAUCGUCUACCAUGAGCUCGUCAUGACCUCCAAGGAGUACAUGCAAUGCGUCACAGCCGUCGAUGGCAAUUGGCUGGCGGAACUCGGGCCCAUGUUCUACUCGGUCAAGGAGUCGACAAGGUCGAGGGCGGAGAAUCGUCGGCGCGCGAAGGAGGAGAUGAGUGCCAUGGAGCGCGAACUCGAGGAAGCGAGCGAGCAAAUCAAAGCGCGUGAACAAGAGAAGCUGAACAAGCACGUGGCUUCUGUCAGGACAAAAAUCGUUACACCUGGCCGCAAGACGCCAGUUACGCCCAAACGAACACCUCAUCGCUUUGGUCUCUGACGUGACACCAAUCGAGCACUUCAAUGCUUUGACCUCUGAAGUAACACCAAAUCGAGCACUUUAAUGCUUUGGUCUUUGAAGUCACACCAAUGGAAAACUUCAUCGCAAGUGCAACGAUAAUAUUUAUUUUCAAAAAGUAGAUCUUUGUGGGAUUGUACACAGGGAAACAAAUAAUCGUGAUAUUAUUAUAUAAAGCUUUAAGAAUGCCGGAAACCCGGGAUUGUGGUUGGGAUCCGCUGAUUUCGCAGGGGUGCGAUUUUUAGCUGUGUGCUUGUUCUUAAUCAAACGAAAUAAAGAAUGGAUCAGAUUA
Molecule: messenger RNA, 4270 nt
Organism: Nematostella vectensis (starlet sea anemone)
Lineage: Eukaryota; Metazoa; Cnidaria; Anthozoa; Actiniaria; Edwardsiidae
Product: pre-mRNA-splicing factor ATP-dependent RNA helicase PRP16
Exons: 25
Coding region: 307-3960 (1217 amino acids)
Biological process (GO): mRNA splicing, via spliceosome
Cellular component (GO): spliceosomal complex; intracellular anatomical structure
Molecular function (GO): ATP binding; RNA binding
Source: RefSeq, a predicted model, not a curated record